Molecule: messenger RNA, 1085 nt
Organism: Populus nigra (black poplar)
Lineage: Eukaryota; Viridiplantae; Streptophyta; Magnoliopsida; Malpighiales; Salicaceae
Product: CBS domain-containing protein CBSX3, mitochondrial
Exons: 6
Coding region: 154-771 (205 amino acids)
Source: RefSeq, a predicted model, not a curated record
CUCAACUAGUACUCGUACUGGUGGGCCAAUUGAUAGCUCUGCUGCUGCUACCUGUUAACCUCCUCCUCCUCCUCCUCCUCCUCCUCCUCUUCACUUGGAGACUCAACUCUCGCUCUCUCUCUCUCUCUGCCUUUCACUAUCAGGAAAAAAAAAAUGCAAGGGGCACUUCGUGCAUGUUUAACCCAUGGAAAUGUUGUCAAAGAUUCACUCUUGCAACAUGUCCGUGUUUUGAGUCCACUCUUGCGGCCCAUUGUGUUUUCUCGUUUUGAAUCAGUCUCAUCUGCUCGUAUAGAAGAGCAUGGCUUUGAGAGCACCAGAAUUGCUGACAUCCUCAAAGAGAAAGGUAAAGGUGCAGAUGGCUCGUGGCUUUGGUGCACUACGGAUGACACUGUUUAUGAUGCUGUCAAGUCGAUGACACAGCACAACGUUGGAGCCUUGGUUGUUGUCAAACCUGGAGAGCAGAAAUCAAUUGCAGGAAUCAUCACAGAGAGAGACUAUCUGCGGAAGAUCAUUGUGCAGGGAAGAUCAUCCAAGUCAACCAAGGUUGGGGACAUCAUGACUGAAGAGAACAAGCUCAUCACUGUCACGCCAGAUACCAAAGUUCUCAAGGCUAUGCAAUUGAUGACAGAUAAACGCAUCAGGCACAUUCCUGUGAUUGAUGAUAAGGAAAUGAUUGGCAUGGUAUCAAUUGGAGAUGUUGUCCGUGCUGUGGUGAGUGAGCACCGGGAGGAGGUGGACCGCCUGAAUGCUUACAUACAAGGAGGUUACUGAGACUAGAUGAUGAUGAUGACAAACAUAACAGGGUGCUGCUAAUGUACCUGCUCUUGGAAGACAGCAAGUGUAGAAGAGCCUGUAAAUAUGGUUUGUUUGUAUCGCCUGUUUAUGAUUUUCGGCAUUUCCACAUCAGCCUACUCUGAUGUGAAAAUAACAGCAUGCAGACUGCUAGGUUUUUUUCUUUCUUUGAACCUGCGUACCAGGUCAAUAAGAAGCACUGUGAUGUUGCUUAGAACUUGUUAUUGAACCUUGGAUGGAUAUGCUUCUUGAUGCGCAUGAUCAAUGCCUUUCAUGAAGAAAGGUUUGGGUUA